UUAAGAUUUUAUGGUGACCUAAUAAUAUUAUGAUAUAUUUUAAAUGGUGUAAGUAAACAUGAACAAUAUUUGUUCCUAUACAAUUAUUCAAUAUUGUAAACAUUUUUGAUAAUCGAAUGUUAUUGGUCGGCGUUUGUGCGUUCAAAAUGUAAAAUACUAUUGAUUUUUUGAAUGUUGUUAACAUGCAGUGCAAAAACAUAUGUGUUAUUUUCGCUGUCAAAUGGCUCUAAUGUUUCAGUGGCGUGUCGCACCAUUAUAAAUUUGCGACACCUAAACUUAUUCACACUACUAUGGCCAUGUGACCAUUGGUAUUAUAUAGCAGUAUAGUGCGGUACCAUCAUGUUGGCUGUGUACCCAUUGUUCAUAUUGAGUCUGUUGUACCAUACAAAGACUAUCUACUCGAAAAACGAUUUAUGUUUAAAAGUAUGCAGUUGUCAUUCAACAUUUGUCAAAUGCAGCAACGCUUCGUUGACCAGUGUGCCAGACUCGUUGCCUCAAUGGUCUGAAAGUUUGUAAGUAAAUUAGUAUUAAUUGACAACAAUGUAAUUGAAUUUUUAGUACUUAAUUGAGGGACUAAUUUAUACAUUAAGUUCUUGUUAAAAGUAAAUUUUAUUUAAUUCAAUUUAUUUUUUGUAUUGAUACAAUAGAUUUGUAUGGGUUUUUAACAUGAAAUAAAUGAAUGAAUAUAAUUACUUGAUUUAUUAUCAUUAAUAACAAAGUAAUCUUGUAAAUUUUUAUAAGGUAAUCUCGUCAGUCUUCUAGGUAGUAUUCAAAUGUCGACCAACACAUCAUGAUAAUAUAUAUAAGUACUUAUGUUAUUUUUUUUUUCUUUCAUUAAUAAUUUUUUUUCUCAUCUAGAUAUUUUAUACUUGUUAUAUCUUUUAAAAAGUUUAUUAAAGUUAACUUGGCAUGUAUGAUUACACAUUUCUUUGAUGAAUUAUUUAAAGUGAAAAGUAAUAUUAAAUUUUGUUGGUUUAAAUUACAAUUAUAUUGAUCACUAUUCAACUAUAUUAAUUACAAACCAAUAUAAUAUACUUUUUCAUAUAAACCUAAUUUUGGUAUCUACUUUAUAAGUACUUUUGUGUUUCCAUUUUUAUUAUCUAAUAUUUGUUAAUAUAAUUUCAACAAUGCUAUGUCAUUUAUGAGUGACAUAAAUUUAAAUAAAACUUGUAUAUUCCAAUUUUUUUUUUUUUUAUUUAAUAUUAUCCAUUUGAUGUAGAAAAAAAUAGAUGCGAGUUGUUAGAAUGAUGUGUUAUACAAAUAUUUGGUUUUAAUAAAUCUAAUAAAUACUAAACUCUAUUCAGAAUAAGAACAGACCGCAUUCGCGUAUUGCAACCGAGCUCUUAGCACUGUCAGACGACCCGGCGGGGGAUUUGUUAAUUAUUCUGCAAUUACCGUUUACGAUCGCGCACCAUCAUCAAUCUCGCCAUCGUGUAUACAACGAGUCAUAGAGCCGUAAUGGGGAUAGAUACACAAACACUUAGUCUGUUCUUAUUCUGAAUAGAAUAUAGCACUGGAUUAAAAUUAUUUGUAUUAUAGCAAUAGCUAAUUAAAAUAUGUGAAACCAUUUUUAUUUUUAGAGAUUUAAGUUCAAAUAAAUUUGGAGAAACAUUAAAAAUUGAUAUUGAUGAUAGACUUCCAUUAAGAACAUUGUAAGUAUCUACCUGAUUAGUAAUACUUAGCUACACUAUGUGUUUAUUAAUUUGUAUUUAUUUUUUUUUUUUUUCAGGCUACUUAAUAAAAAUUCUUUAAUAUCAUUGCCAUUCUUCACGAAAAAACUUAACAUCAUAAGUUUAAAUUUGUAAGUUGAAUAUUUAUAUUAAUAAAAUUCGGUGCAUAAUAUUUCUGUCUUGGAUUUUUAGGGCUCAUAAUAAAAUAGAAAAGUUGGACUAUAUUGCAUUACAAAAUUUACCCAAUUUGGAAACUUUAGAUUUGAAACAAAAUAAAUUGGUAUUUUUGAAGGAUAACAAUUUUCCACAACCUUCCUAUAUCCAGACACUGUUAGUAUACAAUUUUUGAUGGCAAUGUUAAAUCAAUAAUAAUAAACUGUUUAAAUAUAUAACACGGAUAUUAAUAUAAUUUUUUUUUUUUUUUUAGGAAUUUAAAUAAUAAUUUAAUUUCACAACUUAAUGUUAAUUGUUUUGUCACAUUAACAAAUUUGAUAAAGUUAAAACUUUCUCAUAAUAAACUGAACAGUUUACCUAUUGGAUUGUUUAAAAAACUCAGAAAUCUUAAAUAUCUGUAUGUAUGAUUGUUAUGUUUUAUAAUAACUAUCUAUACUAAAAAUACUACAAAUUGUUUAAUUUUUAGUGACCUGAGUAAAAAUAACAUCACUAUUAUUGAAGGCUUAUUAUUUAAAGAUUUAAUAAAUUUGGAAAAAUUAAUAUUACAAAAUAAUAAUAUUAAAGAUUUAAAGGAUGGAUCAUUUUAUGGUUUAAAAAACUUAAAACGUUUGUAUGUAUAUGUUAUUUAUAUAAUUAUAUAUUUGUUAAACAUUUGUAUUUAGUUAACUAUGAAUACAAAUUUAAAGAUUCUAAGAAUUUAAUACUAAAACCAUAUAUUUAUUUACAUUCCAAAUGAAAUUUUAGUUUAAUUCAAAUAUAUUAAUAAUUUAACCAUUUAUUUUGUAUAAAUCCAGACAUUUAGAAGAUAAUAAUUUGAGCAGUAUAGAAAAAGGUUGGUUGUAUGGAUUGAAUUCACUUACAAUAUUAAAUAUAAGUCAUAAUAGAAUAGAUCAAAUUAAAAGUGGAUGGGAGUAUUGUGCAGAACUUCUAGAAUUGUUAGUAUUUAAUAUAAAAGAGUAUUUUAACUUAAGAAAUAUGUUUUCAAAAUGUUAAUGUGUAAUUUGUUUACAGAGAUUUGUCUUUCAAUGAACUACAAUGCAUUGAAAAAAGUAGCCUAGAAAAUUUAAAUAAAUUAACAAGUUUGAAUUUAAAUAACAAUAAGUUGACAUUUAUUGAAGAAGGGUCAUUUAAUAAUACACCAUCCAUUGCAGUAUUGUAAGUUACAAAGAAUAUAUUAAUAUAUAUUAUAGUAUUGUUAUAAUAUACGAGUUUUUAUUUUGAAAAUUGUAGUUAAGAUUCUUAGUGUAAUGAAGAAGCUUUUAGUUGUUUUACUCAGAUUUGUGUUUUAUUUUUUAAUCAGGCUUAAAACUAAUUAGUCUUAAUUAAAAAACCAUAAAAACUAAUAAUAAUUAGAACUGAUACUGAUAGCUACUUUUGUUUUUAAAAAUUGUUAGCAUAAUUCAUUUAACUGUUAAUCAAUCAAAAUAAUUAAACAAGUUGUAAUCAAAAUUCUUAUUUUAUUUCAAGGAAUGAUUUUUUAAUUAAGAUCCUCAAUUUAGAAAAGAUUUUUUUUUUGUUCUUUUUAUUAACUAAUAAAUUUGAAAAUAAUAAACUAAUUAAAUUUUUAUUUUGAAUUUUCAAUAUAGACUUUUUCUGAUAAAUCUGUAAUCUGUAAUUUUUCUAAAAAUUUAAUGCAAAUUUCACAGUUAUAAUGUAUAUUAUAAUAUAAUAUAAUACAAUGGAAUUGGAUGAUUAUCAAAAUUUUUUGUAAUAUUGGUGUAGUCAGAAAUUUUAGUAGUUCCACGAUAAAUUACUAUAGUCUAUUUCAAAAGAGAACAUACCAGUUAGCGGAUGCGACGCGCACCCCCCACUAACUACCGCUAGUCACAACCACCAACUGGUUAUUGUGAACCUAUAUACACCUGAUGUCAAAUUAUAAUUAGGGUUCAGAAUAAAACAGUUAUUGUUAUUUUCAUUUAAACCAAUACAACCGUUUUACUAUGAUGUUUAUUUUUUAUUUGUUUUUAUUUCGUGAACACGUUUUCUCCUACUAAACUUGCUCAAAAGUAUCAAGUGUAGUAUUUUUUCUGAAAGGUAAUGUUCUUGAGCUGGUACUUUAGAGAGGUCAUUUUUUGAUUUUCAAAAACGGUACUCGAAAUAAAAUCGAUUAAGCCGGAAAAACGUAAGAUUUCACUAUUACAUUAUAUUAAAUAAUUUCUACCAGAAAUAUUGCUACAAUUAAAAUAUUACAAGAUUUAUAUUUAUAUAUCAAAUAAAAACUAUUUACUAGGGAUGGGCCGAUACAAAUUAUAUAUUAUAAAGUAAUAGGUAGGUACCAUCAUAUUAGGUAAUCGUUCACGCCGCGGCACUCAAAUAUCAUUAAUUAUAAACAAUUCAUUUGAAAUCAGACAGUUUCGUUGUUGCAUUAUUUUAACGAUAGUGGGAGAAAUUAGCCUGGAACGGCUGAUAUUUUGACAUGCGCGAAAGUGAUAUGUUCUCUUUUGAAAUAUACUAUAUCAAUAAUGACUUCUGUUAAUAUUGAUUUUUUUUUUUCUGUAAUUUAGUAAAAGUGCACCAUAAAGAUAUAAAGAUCUAGAAUGCUCAUCUAAUAUUAGCAAUAUCUAGAGCUAAGCAUGUCAAUUUUCAAAUUAAGUCAAUUUUUUUUAGUUUUAUUUUUUUAUUUUAUUAUUAAACAAUUUUAAAUGUUUGAUAAGUGCUUGAAAUUUUAAACCAGGAUACUCAAAGGUUGAUCUUUUUAUGAAAAUAUAAAAAAAUUAAUAAUCUGUAGUUACAAUUUUUUUUGUACUAGGUGUUUAACAUUCCAACUUAUGAUACAAUGUUUAUAAAGAGCAACAUUUAUUUGCAUAAAACAAUAUUUAUAUAUAUAUUUUCUUUUUUUUUUUUCAGAAAUAUGGAUCAUAAUAUUUUAGCCUGGUUAAUUGAAGAUGCUAAAGGAUCUUUUAAUGGUCUAACAAAUUUGAAAAAAUUAAGUUUAGCUGACACCAAUAUUUUAUACAUAAAAAAAGAAGCGUUUUGUGGCCUAGACAAUUUAGAGGAAUUAAAUUUAAUGCAAAACAGUAUCCAAGAAAUACAGGAAGAUGCUUUCAAAUGUAUGCCUAAUCUUGAUGUUCUGUAUUUAAAUAGUUCAUCAUUAGUAUGUGACUGUUCACUGUCAUGGAUUAAACAACCCAAAGUCUAUGAAAAUUUACCUUUAGAUUUCACAAAUAUAUCUUGUGGUUUUCCUGAUCAAAAUAAAGGAAAAAAUUUAGAUCAAAUAUCUGAAUCAGAUUUCUUAUGUGGUAAGUAUAAAUGAUAAAAGAAAUAAUGUGUAAUUAUUAAUUGAUUUUUAUUUUAGUUAAAAAUAGUGAAAAACCAAUGAUUAUCUUCCACCCAGAAUCUAAAAUGGUUCUUGAAAAUCAAAAUAUUACUUUAAAAUGUGGUGUUAAUUCUUCAUCCAGUGAAAAAAUUAAUUUUGUUUGGAAGAAAGAUAACCGUGAUUUAGAAUUUGUUUCUAUGAAUCAUUAUUCAUCUUUUGAGUUUAAUGGUAUAACACAGUAUUCUAUAUUGAAUUUAUAUAACAUAUCAAUGUCACAAAGUGGUAAAUAUCAAUGUGUUGCUUCCAAUAAGCAUGGUAUCACUUAUUCUAACAGGUCAUCAAUAUCUGUCGUUAGUAAGUAUCAUAUGUAUAUUAAAUUACUAUCUUAGCUUUCAUCCCAACUAUUUAGUGUCUGCUAUGCUCUUCCUAAACUUGUACUUGGCCUGAUAUUUCUCCUCAUAUGCAUUGGGUCCUCAAGGGUGGCCUCAUAUCAUUCUCAAUCACAUCAAACCACCUCUAUUUUGGUCUUCCUUUUUCCUCCUGUGUUUAUUUUGAUUACUAUUCUUAGUGUUUCUGAUAACUCUUUUCAUGACAUGCCCAAUCCAUCUCGGUCUAUUUUCUUUAAUUCUGUCUACUAUAGAAGCCAAGUUACCUCUUAUGUACUGUAUUCCUUAUCCUAUCUACUCUUUUCACUCCAAUCAUUCAUCUGAGCAUUAUCAUCUCUGCUACACUCCUAACUGUACAGCACACUUUUUUAAAACUUGCCUUUAAAUCUCAUUUGAAUUCUCUUGUCACAUAAAACACCUUCUUUUCACUUUAUCGGACCACACUUAAAUCUGAGUUUUACUUUGAUAUCAAAGUCCCCAUUAUUUUGGAUAAAGGAUCCUAGGUUCUUAAAACUCAAUCACUCCUAUCACAUCACAGAUUAUUGCCAUUAGCAGUUUUCUCCUGUUCUACCAAACUUAUACUCUAUAAUCUAUAUACUCUGUUCUAUUUAUCCUGAGUAAUAUUCUUACUUGUCAUUAGUAUUUUUUACACUAGUUAAAUAUGUAUAUUUUUAUUUUUAGUUUUUCCAUUUUUCGCUAAAGUACCUGGGAAUAGUUCAGUGAAAGUUGGCCAACAAGUGAAGUUGGAAUGUGCUGCAAAUGGACAUCCUGCUCCUCAAAUAUCUUGGCAAAAAGAUGGUGGAAAUGAUUUUCCAGCUGCUCAAGAGCGUCGUAUGCAAGUUGUUGCCAAAGAUGAUGUAUUUUUAAUUGUUCAUGUAAAAUUAGUUGACAUGGGCAUAUAUAGUUGUACUGCUAAGAAUGUUGCAGGAAUGAUUGCUGCAAAUGCAACACUUACUGUGUUAGGUAAAAAAAAAAAUAAUAUAUAUCAAUAUUUGAAUGAUUUAGUUCUAUUGUAAUUUUUUUUCUCCACAGAACCUCCUCAAAUUAAAAAUGUAAUGGAAAAAAAACAAGUGUAUGUUGGCGAAGAAAUUGUACUUGAAUGUUUAAGUUAUGGAUCUCCAAAACCAAAAAUGAAAUGGAUGAAAAAUGGCAUUCCUUUAAUAACAACCAGUAGACAUUAUUUUACUGCCGAGAAUCAAAUUUUAGUUAUAGUGAAAACAAAUAUAGAUGAUUCUGGUACUUAUCAGUGUGAAACAGCUAAUUCUUAUGGAAUACAAAUGCAAGAAAUGGAAGUUCUUAUUCUACCAAGUAUGUAUUUAUGUAUUAAUUUGUUUAGUGUAUUUGAUUUCCAUAGUUUGUGUUUUCAUCUAUACAACUAAAUAAUUUGUGCUUUAAAAUUUUCUAGAAAUCUGAAACUUAAGAAUUUACACAAAACUUGAAUUUGAAAAAUUUUUUUUUUAAUGAAAUUACUAUUAUUACAAUUAUAUAUAAAUUCAAAAAUUUUGUUAAAUACUUAUUUUUGACUAUAUGUUUUGAUUUAGUAUAUAAAAGUUUCAUGAACAAAUAUAUCAUUGGAUUGAUUAUCAUUUUGGUAAUUAUAUGCAUCAUUAUAGCAUCGGCAAUGCUGGUGUUAUAUAUUUACGGAUCAAGAAACCCAUUAUUGGGUUUAUUAAAUAAUGCUGAUAAUAAAUCAUUGAACUAUUCCACACACAGUAAUGAUAGUGGUACUGGUGAAUCUCCAAAAAGAAGCCAUGGUAAAUUAUUCAACCAAUUUAAAAAAUUAAUAAUAAUACUUAGAUUUUAGAAAAUCUAUAAAAAUUAAUUACAUUUAUAAUAUCGCUUAAUUUAUUUAUUUAGGUUUAAACACAUAUCAAGCAUUGAACAAAAGCCUAGGAAAUUCGUCACCUGAAAUAACUUCUCCAUUACUGUCACAUGGUACUGUGACUUUGGGUGAGGAUGCUGUUAUUUAUAGGAGUCCAAAAAUAGCAACAUUGCCUACCAAUCUACAAAUCAAUAAACUAUAUGAUGAAGAUUCUAAUUCAAUAACAAUGUGUGUUCAAAAUUCUGAAAGCCCAUGUUCUAUACCUGUUUGUUUUAAAAAUGGGUCACAAUCUCCACCACUUGUUAAAAAUUCAAAUUCCUAGGUUUUUACUUGGGUAUAAUUUGAUUGCACACAUAUUUUUCAGAUAACUAUUACUUGUGUUUUGAAUUUUUUGGUUUACUAAUAUUAGUAAUAAUGUCUGUUGUUUUCAUGGCUUUAAUAAUAACGAAUAUAGAUAUUUUUGUCGGAAAAAAAGAAGAAAUUUUAAAAUAAUUUCAAGGUUAUUGGUUUAUCAACAAGAGAUAGACAAUUUGAUUAAAUAUAUUUGUUCAUGGAAAACUCUGUAUGUAAUUUCUUUUAGGAUGUUGGAAGCAGUUUUACAAAUUAUUUCCAAUUUUGGAAAAUUUGACAAUUAUUUUUUAACAUUUAAUGAUACUACUUUUCCACUUAUCUACUGCUAGAAUCCCAUUUAAAGGUAUACAACCAUUUAUAUUGCGUUUUAGAUAAAUAAUCUGGAGUAAAAUUCACCCACUACUAUUUUCCCAAUUUUAAUAUUGAGAGCAUAUUUUAAUUUUUUGAUUUUUCGGAUUUAUAUCUGAUAGGAAGCAUUUGUUUAGUUUUUAUUAAGUGAUAUUAGUGAUUAUAUGAUUAGUUUUUUUCUUAAAAUAAACUCUUACUUGAAAAUGUUUUAAAAAUAAAUAUAAACUAUCUUGCCAACAAUACAUAAAACAAUUGUGAAAAAUCAUUUUCAAAAAUUUAACUACUGAAUGUACAUUUAUUUUACUCCAGUUUAUUAAUCUAAAUGUAACAAUGAAUCACUUUUAACCACCUUGAAUAAUUGCAACUAAAACUAUUUUCUUUAAAUUCAUGUUCCAAAAUUCAGACAUUUAUCAGUAAAAAGGUCAAAUGUGUGCAAUUGUAAUUUACCAAUUUAUUUGUGCCAACUGAAAACUUUUAAUUAGUGACUAAUUCGUUUUGUUUGUUUAAUUUUAUAUGUAAUGUAUGUUAUUUUUUUUUUUUUACUUGAUUCCAACUUAAUCCUAUACUCGUACUUAGAUAAUAUUAUUGAAGUGUCAACAUAGUUCCUUUUUUAAUUUUUGUUUUUAUUUUAUAAUAUUUGAUUUGUGGGUGUUAAAAUAAUAUUGAAUAGUAAUCAAUUAUUAAUUAAUAACUUUAAUGCUUUAGAACCUUUGUUAUAGCUAAUUUUUUUAACUAAUUUGUUUUAUUGUGAUUGUUUUUUUUUAGAAAGCUUAACAUGUACAUACUACAUGUAAUACCUAUAUAAUACUAGCGAUUUGGAUGUUUAAAUUGUGAAUGUAAUAAUAAUUAUAAUAAUAAUAGUGUAUACACAUGAAUUUGUGGUUAAAUAAUAAUAUUAGAUGAUUGUCUAAUUUUGAUUUAUUUAAUAAUUAUUGAUACAUCUUAUAUACCAUAUCUACACAUUUGUCUAAAUGUAAAUCUUUAUUAUUAUAUAAUUUACAUUUAUGUGUACUUAUCAAAUAUAUCAUGUGGAUCUCAUUUUAUUAUUACAAACAACUUUGUACAACUGAAGUAGAAAAUAAAGACGAACAAAAUACUAGUAUUGAAUGACAUCUAUAUUUAUUUUCCAUGUGUAUUAACACCUACAUUCAUCCUUAUCAUCCAAUGCUUUAUGCUAGAGUGUACAACUAAU
Cinara cedri is the source of this 9199-nucleotide messenger RNA. Lineage: Eukaryota; Metazoa; Arthropoda; Insecta; Hemiptera; Aphididae. The record is from the annotation of a GenBank genome assembly.